UGUCCCUCCCCUUCGAAGCUCAUUUUCUUUCACUCCAGUCUAUCACGAUCAAUUGUCUGGUGUGCUGCUGUGUCGGUGUGAACAAUUGUCUCUAUCUACUUGCCCCACAUCUCCUUACACUCUCACAAUGUCCGCACAACUCACUCCCUCCAAGCAGGCUGCGUCCUCGCUUGAGAACCUCAAGAUGAGCGAUUCUCCCGUUAAGAAGCUCAACUUCAACACUGCUGGCAAGGAGAACGCUCCCGCCACCGUCGACCUCUCUGCCGAGAAGGCCGUUGCCGAGAAGCCCGUCGAAGCUCCUAAGGUUGCUCCUGGUAUCAAGGAGUUCGAGGCCAAUGAGCCUCUUCUUCAAGAGAAUCCUCACCGUUUCGUUCUCUUCCCCAUCAAGUAUCACGAGAUCUGGCAGAUGUACAAGAAGGCCGAAGCCUCUUUCUGGACCGCCGAGGAAAUCGAUCUCUCCAAGGAUUUGCACGACUGGAGCAACCGCCUCAACGAUGACGAGCGCUAUUUCAUUUCUCACGUCCUUGCUUUCUUCGCCGCCUCCGACGGCAUUGUCAACGAGAACCUGGUGGAGCGUUUCAGCGGCGAAGUUCAGAUCCCCGAAGCUCGUUGUUUCUACGGGUUCCAGAUUAUGAUGGAGAACAUCCACUCCGAGACCUACUCCCUCCUCAUCGAUACCUACAUCAAGGAGCCCAAGCAGCGCAAUUACCUUUUCGACGCCAUUGAUAACAUUCCUUGCAUUCGCAAGAAGGCCGAUUGGGCCAUCAGGUGGAUCCAGGACCGCGAAUCAACUUUCGCCCAGCGCCUCGUUGCUUUCGCUGCCGUUGAGGGUAUCUUCUUCUCUGGCUCUUUCGCUUCUAUCUUCUGGCUCAAGAAGCGUGGCCUGAUGCCCGGUCUCACUUUCUCCAACGAGUUGAUUUCCCGUGAUGAGGGUCUUCACACCGACUUUGCUUGCUUGCUCUUCUCCCACCUCAACAACCGCCCCAGCAAGCAGAUGGUCGAGGACAUUAUCGUCGAGGCUGUCGGUAUUGAGCAGGAGUUCCUGUCGGACUCUUUGCCCGUUGCCCUGCUGGGCAUGAACGCCAAGCUGAUGUGCCAGUACAUCGAGUUCGUUGCCGACCGCUUGCUGGUCGCUCUGGGUAACAAGAAGUACUACAACUCCACCAACCCCUUUGACUUCAUGGAGUCGAUCUCCCUGGCUGGCAAGACCAACUUCUUCGAGAAGCGUGUCGGUGACUACCAGAAGGCUGGUGUCAUGGCUAGCACGAAGAAGAAGGAGGAGGAGGAGACCAGCGCCUCGUCCGGUGGUCUGAACUUUGAUGAGGACUUUUAGAUUGAUGCCACGAUAUACCCGGUUGUCGGCACAGCCAUGGCUACGAAUAAUUCUGUUUGGUUUUGUGUUAUGAGCUUUGAGUUACACGCAUGGGAUUGGCGUUGGUUGGCGGGCUUGUUUACUGUAUUUAGCUAGGAAUGUACAUUGGAUAUGACUUGA
Molecule: messenger RNA, 1492 nt
Organism: Aspergillus saccharolyticus JOP 1030-1
Lineage: Eukaryota; Fungi; Ascomycota; Eurotiomycetes; Eurotiales; Aspergillaceae
Product: ribonucleotide-diphosphate reductase subunit RNR2
Exons: 4
Coding region: 128-1333 (401 amino acids)
Biological process (GO): deoxyribonucleotide biosynthetic process
Molecular function (GO): oxidoreductase activity
Source: RefSeq, a predicted model, not a curated record